Molecule: messenger RNA, 6510 nt
Organism: Cloeon dipterum
Lineage: Eukaryota; Metazoa; Arthropoda; Insecta; Ephemeroptera; Baetidae
Product: PHD finger protein rhinoceros-like
Exons: 12
Coding region: 447-6182 (1911 amino acids)
Biological process (GO): regulation of transcription by RNA polymerase II
Source: RefSeq, a predicted model, not a curated record
UUAUUUUGUGCGAAUGAGUUUCUAGGCGCGCAGCGUCUUACAAAAUGGCCGCCAAUCGUUGAUGAAGGAUUGAGCGAUGCUCCUGAGAAAAUCAAGAGGCUGACAGAUGAAAAAUGAUUUUUUUGAUCAUUUGUUGAUCAUUUUGUGCUUCCGGGAAACGGAUCAAGUUUGCAAUUUGUGCAUAUCCGCUGCUCGAGUUGUGCACCAAAUCCAAGUGACAGUCCAAACCUCCUUGAAACUAACACUGGCAGCUCAAACUGCGAAAACAGACGGACGACGGACUGUAGAUUGGACGGAGCGUCCGAUCGUUGUAUAGAGCCGCGUCCGACAGUUGCGGUCGACCGACCGGAAAGCGGACGAGCCCGCCGAUGCUCAGCGGGUGUCUUCCAUGACCCCGCUGCCCAUCAUGGUCUAGCCGAGGUCCAGACCAGUUGGGAAACCAUAAGAUGUCCUCGCAGAGACUGAAGCGCCAACAGAGUCGCACUGACGACUCAGUGCCGAACAAACGGCGCAAAGGCCGAGGCAAAAACGAUGUGGCUACCGCCAUUCCGUCACCAUCGGACGAUUCAGACAGCGGCGGCCCCAGUGUUUGGACUCCAGGCCCGCUAUCAGACCUGAAAAUGUCGAACAUCUACAAUCGGAGCGCCCCAGAGGCCCCUGCGGAACUCUUCAGGAAGGACCUGAUUUCAGCCAUGAAAAUUCCUGACUCUGAGCCGCUCGCUCCUGAUGAGUACUGGACAAUUUCAGAUACCUGGAAACAGGAAUGGGAGUCAGGUGUGCAGGUCCCUGUCAACCCUGACUCCCUACCUGAGCCGUCGGUCACUGUUGUCAACCACAGCCUGCUGUCACCGCGAAGAUCAGAGUUCAAAUUGCCCAAGGGCAAGAUGAUUCGAAUUACUAAGAGUGCUGAUUUUAACCCGGAAUGCCAUUACCUGUCAAACGCACCUGCAGAGGCCGAUCGUGCGUGUUUCUACGAUCUGGACGAUGUUGAUGUUGUCUGGCUCAACAACUUGAAUGGAGAGAGGGCUCUGAUGGGAUUAUGGCCGAUUCACGAAGAUCAACUUGAGCGUAUGGUAGAAGAGUUAGAAGUUACUUGUUGGAAAAAGAUACAAAGUAUAGUACGAUCUGAGGAAGGACUAGGCAUCGAAUUUGACGAAAAUACCAUUUGCGACGUGUGCCGAUCGCCCGACUCGGAGGAAGGCAACGAAAUGGUUUUUUGUGACAUGUGCAAUAUAUGCGUGCAUCAAGCAUGCUAUGGAAUUACUUCCAUUCCCGCAGGGUCUUGGUUGUGUCGGACGUGUUCGGUAACCUUACGACCAGACUGCGUCUUGUGUCCGAAUCGAGGCGGUGCCAUGAAAUGCACCCGGUCUGGGCAAAAGUGGGCACACGUCAGUUGUGCUCUUUGGAUCCCCGAAGUCAGCAUAGGCAGCGUCGAACUCAUGGAACCUAUCACCAGAAUAUCUGGCAUACCUCCGAGUCGGUGGCAAUUAGUUUGUACAUUGUGUAGGGAAAAGACAGGUGCAUGCAUUCAGUGCUCCGUGAAGACUUGCAAAACAGCCUACCAUGUCACUUGUGGCUUCAAACAUGGCCUGGAAAUGAAAGCACUUGUUGAAGAUGAUGCGGAGGAUGGUGUGAAGCUCAGGAGCUAUUGCUCUAAACACAGCAAGAGCGGCUUCGCCAACAAGAAGGUGCUGAAAACCAGCCCCAACCAUGAGGUGGAGAGAAAGAGGAAGCGCAAAGAACUUACGUCUGAGGAGCAGAUCCAGGCAAAAGCAGCCAAGUUGGUUGAAAUUGAGGCAACCUUUGACAAGCAUGUUAGCGUCAAGGACUUGAUCAUGAGACAUUUUGACCUUGACCAAGAGGCUCUCACGUCCAUUUACAACUACUGGAAGCUCAAAAGAAGGGCUGGGGGCAAUCGGCCAUUGAUCUCGCCACCAUCUGAUGAUCCUGAUCUUCUGGGAAAGACUCCUGCUCAAGCAGAUCAAGAAAAACUGCGAAUGUUUGUUCAACUGAGACAGGACCUUGAAAGGGUCCGCAAUUUAUGUUACAUGGUGAGCCGAAGAGAGAAGUUGUCGAGAAAUCUGCUGCGCUACAGAGAGCAGACGUUCCACAAGCAAGUGAGCGUGUUGAUGGAAGCUGCUGGGAGCCUGCCCAAGGAUGAGGCUCAGGCCGUCCUUGCCGCAAACCACGGGCCGUCCAUUUACGACACAUUGUAUUCGCAUGACCAGGAGAAUCGAGCACCACCCCUUGACAUAGAAACACUCAUCUCACGCAUCCAAGGUCCUAAUAGGUCCAAGGAGAGGCCGCUGCCGCCCCGUAAGCGUCUAUCUAGCCUCUCAACGUCGGACAGUGAGACUGAGAGGACUGGUACAAAGAACGCGGUGAGCUCAGGUAGCGAGGCUGAGCUGAGCAAGUUCAACAAGAAAUCGCACUCAAAGGAACCUGUGAAAAUAUACUCAGACACGUCCACAGAAGACACAGAUGAUGAGGCAGCUAAAAGUUCCGUUCGCACAAAAGCAGCUGUUAAAGAGUUCAACAAGAAACAAGCCGUCAAGGAAAGCAACAAAGAGUCUAAACCCAUUUUCGUUCCACAACGACAAGCGGCCAAGAGGGCGUCUGAGAGCAUCAAGGCUGAGACCAAGCCUGCAGUUGAGGCCAAGCCUCCACAGGCCAAGCCUCUGCAGGCCAAGCCUCUGCAGGCCAAGCCUCUGCAGGCCAAGCCUCCGCAGACAAAGCCUCCGCAGACAAAGCCACCGCAGGCAAAGCCUCCGCAGGUUAAGCCUCCGCAGGUUAAGCCUCCGCAGGUUAAGCCUGUGCUGUCGAAACCCUUGCAAUCAAAGCCCAAGAAGGACGACACUUUCAACGGUGGCUACGUGCCGCAGAGGGCUGCCGCUAAGAAGGCCUCGGAGAGCAUCAAGUGUCUGGGAAGCAACCAUGACGACACUGUCAAACGCUCCAAGGAAGACCUAUUCGGUAGCGCCUUGGCGCAAAUGGAUAAGUCCUUUCUGGGUGGCAAAAAGGCAGGGGGAACGCCUGCGGCGGCCACUGCCGCCGCCGCUGCCACUACCACAACUACCUCCGGGGCUGCAAGGGGGCAACGUCGGAGAGCGCCUGAAGUCGCUAGUAGGAAGCUUAAAACUUCCGAAGAGCGGCCAAGGCCGCUCGUCGACGCAGAAAAGCCCGGUACGAAGUCUCGAGUUACUCCUGCUGCAAGGCAGGAUGCUGUCCCUCGGCCCGCAGCCGCCGUCGUCGCGGCGCCAGUCGCCGCCAUCCCUACUGUUCCGAAGGCACCAGCCUCCCCUUCCGGCUCAUCCUCGGGAUCCUCGUCCUCCAGCAGCAGCUCGGGUGGCUCAUCCGAGUCUUCUGACUCCUCAGACUCAGACUCUGAAAGCUCAAACUCCUCCAGCCACUCAACGAAGAGCCCUGCGCGAGCUACGCUCCCGCCACCUAUUGCCACCCCCGCCGCGUCCGAGGCGCCUCGGAAGAGAGAACCUGAGGCGGCAGCACCGCUAACUCCACCUCCACCGCAGAAGCGGCGGACGAGGCUUUCCUCGUCGUCCUCAUCGCUGAGCCCGGCUAAGAGACAAGCAACGCCACCGAGGGUGCCGACACCGCCCCCGAAGGAGCCCACACCGCCACCGCGGCAGCCAACGCCGCCUCCCCCCAAGGCGUUGACUCCACCCCCACCGCCGGUGAAGAGCCCGCCGCGCGCACUGCCGGCCAGGUCCAUCUUCUCGCCGCAGCACCCACUCCACGAGCUGGAUGAGGACUUCGAAAAAGAGAUCCUGGCUGUUGACGAGACUCACUCGAAAGGCCUCAACAAAGGACUUCCCAUGUUUGGUCCUGAUGACAGCUUUGUUACUGACGAUUUCUUCAAGGAGGACACAAAAGAAGAGUCGACUCGAGAGACGCUCAAUCUAGUGGAGAAACUCCGACUCGAGUAUGCCAAGAAGAGCACAGAAGAUGUGCCACCCCCGCCGCCAGCGGAUCCACCAGACAUCACAUGUCCUGGUCCACCUGAUGUGCUGCCUCUGCCAGAGAAGCGAGAAAGGGAGCCGACACCGCCGCCGGAACCAACGCCGCCUCCUGCACCCGCGCUGGAACCGGAGCCACCUCCUUACCAAUCCCCGGUGCCCAUUGUACAUACCCCCGUCGCCCCUUUGCCCCCUGUCACUCCAGUUCCCAUCAACUCGUCCGAGUUCAUGAGCCAAAAAUGGUCAGAGUCUGAGAUGUUGCCCCACCGCAGGAAUUCAACCAGUUCAACCAAUGAGUCGGACGAUGAGCCGGAGGUAGAACAGCCGCCAACGUUGCCUCCGCAGGUGCCGCCCCCGCCGCCGGUGGAGAUUCCACCGUACGAUUACUACGGUAUGUUCCAACCGGAACGCUUCCUCAAUCCCUACCUCACGCCCUACCAAUCGCUGCUGCCGGCCAUGGACCAGGCGCCGCCGCCCCCGGUGCCGCCCCAAGUGGGGGUGCCGCCGCCAGCCCCGCACUCAGCCGCCUUCACUGCGUCUCAGCAGAACAUGGCGUUCAUGGCCGCGCUGGCCAACAUGCCUCUGAACAACCAGCCAUUCUUGCCGCCCCCGCAGCCGGCCGCACCACUGCAACCCACCCCGCCGCCCCCUGUGCAACAGGCCGCAACGCCGAUGCAAGCCAUUCCACCUGUGCAGAUAGCACCGCCGCCACCGCUACCCUCGCCCAUCCAGCCAUUGCCGUCACCUAUGCCGGCCGAGCCGGAGCCUGAAAAGUUUGUCGCGCCUCCGCCCGUCAAAAAGUCGCCGCAGAAGCCGACUCGCAUCUCAUCGCGCGUCGUGCCGGCCAAAACGCAACAGCCGGCACCGCCUCCGACACCGCAACGCUCGCCUCGCCGCGGCAGGGGUGGCGCCCGUGGCACCGCCCGGGGCCGAGGAAGGCCACGUGGUGCGGCCCGCGGCGCCCCCAUCCCGAACAAGUUCAGCGGCACUGUGUACGAUUUUGAAGAGGACGAGUUUGGCGCUGACAACGACGCCGUCGAGGGUCUUAAGGCGAUGCGAGAGCGGCGCCGGAGUGUGGACACGCACCGCUACGACAGCGAGGCGACGGCGCCAUUCGACGAGUCGCCGCCGCCGCCACCACUCGCGGCACCGCAGGAGGAGGACGAGGAUGAUGUGCCAGCGGCACCGCUUGAAGCCAACGAAGCCGUGCCAAGCGUCGCACCGCUACUGCCUGGCCCUGUCGACCUGCGCAGCUACGCUAUGUGCGAGGCAGCGCCGCCCGAGCCUCCACCGGAACCGGUGGCGCCUCCGCCGGAGCCUCCGGAGCGCAGUCAGCUCAAGGUUAAGAUCAAGGGUCCGUUCCUGGAGCAGCGAGGACCACCGCUGCCGCCCCCAGGGGCGGGCGCGCCUGCAGCUGUGCAGAGUGGCGCCGGCGGCGCUGCCGCCUCCUCUGGGGAUGUGCGUCGCAUGCGCAAGAAGGAGUUACUGCGACAGUACUGGACCGAGGAGCCUGGUUUAGGCGCCGGAGGUGGCCCGGGGGCAGCCACCAGCCCCCAACGCACCACCAUAACCAUUCCAAAGGCUGUGGCGUCGAUGACAUCGAUACCGACCCGCGACGACUACAAGUCGUUCGUGGACUACGACAAAAAGAAGCGGAAGCUGGAUGUGGGCUCGGAGGCGGCGGGGGCCGCUGCCGCCUCCAACAAAAAACGCGGCCGACCAAAGGUGGAGGAGGCGCCGACCCCGCCUCUGCCGACACCUCGGAUCAAAAUAAAGCUUGGCGAGCCGGACGACGCGGAGGACAGACGCAUGCUGCGCGCGCGACCGCCCAAGAAACGUCUCCAGGAGGCGGCUGCCGCCUCCAUCGUGCCCACCUUGGAGGAGUUGAAGAAGGACAGCAUGAAGUACCGCAAGCAGAUCGCCGCCUCUUUCGACAAGAAGAGUAAAAAAGCGAGAAAGGGCCCCAAGCUAAUCAUCCGGCUUGGCAAGUCCCCCAACGACCAUCCGGAGGCCAUAUCGGAGCCCACCCCACCGGCUUCCGGAGGCGGCGACAACAACAAUCUCCUCAUAAAACCUAUCAAAUUGAAAUUGUCGCGGUGCGACACUGGCUACAUAAUGGCCCCUAAGCAAGACGAUGCGCCGCCCCCCACGGUAUUCCCUGCGCCCACCCCCGCCGCUGCCCUUGAUCCCCCAUCUCCGUGUACAUAGUGUAUUUAGUUGGCAGGUGUAAAAGUUGUGAUAUUUGUGAUACCUGAGCUGAAAUAAAAAAAAGGAAAGUCCCCUCUAGUGGCGGGUGUUUCUUUCGUUCACGGCUUGGUUUUGUGUCCGACGGAUGUUGCGACCAAUUGAAGAGGCCUGCUGCUGACAAGACUUUUUUUGUUUCACUGGAUGCGCUCUCACUCAAAGUUUUUGUGCUUAAUGAAUCAUUAUUAUAAUUAUUAUAUUGCUGCUAUUAUUACGAUUAUGAUACAAAGCAAGUGAAAAUCUCAGAAAGCAUUAACAUUGAAGGUUUAAAUAAACAAUUAUUAAAAUAAAA